UCCCUGUGGAAAUUUGAGACCAGCAAGUAUUAUGUGACCAUCAUCGAUGCCCCAGGACACAGAGACUUUAUCAAAAACAUGAUGGCAGGCACAUCUCAGGCUGACUGUGCUGUCCUGAUUGUGGCUGCUGGUGUUGGUGAAUUUGAAGCUGGUAUCUCCAAGAAUGGGCAGACCCAUGAGCAUGCCUUUCUGGCUUACACACUGGGUGUGAAACAACUAAUUGUUGGUGUUAACAAAAUGGAUUCUACUGAGCCAUCCUGCAGUCAGAAGAGAUACGAGGAAAUCAUUAAAGAAGUCAGCACCUACAUUAAGAAAAUUGGCUACAAUCCCGACACAGUAGCGUUUGUGCCAAUUUCUGGUUGGAAUGGUGACAACAUGUUGGAGCCAAGCGCUAAUAUGCCGUGGUCCAAAGGAUGGAAAGUCACCCAUAAAGAUGGCAAUGCCAGUGGAACUACACUGCUUGAAGCUCUGGAUUUCAUCCUCCCACCAACUCAUCCAAUUGACAAGCCUUUGUGUCUGCUCCUCCAGGAUGUGUACAAAAUUGGUGGUAUUGGGACUGUCCCUUGCCCAGAAAAUAAUCAAGUUCUCAAUCUGUGUUUGGAGAGUGAAGAUGCAAGGAAAAUGAUAUACUGCAAGAGGCUGUGCACAAAAGGCCUAGAGCCACAGCAAAAACUUCAUGCAUCAUUAGUACUGGUGCACAGAGCCUUCCAACCUUUCAGCCUCAUUUCUUCUGCUUAG
Molecule: messenger RNA, 738 nt
Organism: Tupaia belangeri chinensis (Chinese tree shrew)
Lineage: Eukaryota; Metazoa; Chordata; Mammalia; Scandentia; Tupaiidae
Product: putative elongation factor 1-alpha-like 3
Exons: 2
Molecular function (GO): GTPase activity; GTP binding
Source: RefSeq, a predicted model, not a curated record